AUGGACCAUGAGCAGCUUCAUGAUGGCAAGAAGCCCCUUCAGUGCUUGGAAUGUGGGAAGAGUUUCCACAAGAGCACCCACUUUAAUCAUCACCAGAGGAUCCAUACUGGGGAACGGCCCUACAAGUGUGGGAAGUGUGGGAAGGGAUUCAGAGAGAGCUCUGACCUGAUCCAACACCUGACAGUGCACACUGGGGAAUGUCCCUACGAGUGUGGGGAAUGUGGGAAGGGUUGCAAAGACACCUCCGCCCUGAUUCGACACUUGACAGCGCACACCGGCGAACGGCCCUACAAGUGUGGGGAAUGUGGGAAGGGAUUCAGCGUCAGCUCCCACCUGAUUAUCCACCAGAGAAUCCACACUGGGGCACGGCCCUACGAGUGUGGGGAAUGUGGGAAGGGCUUCUGUGACAGCACUGACCUGAUCAUGCACCAGGCAAUGCACACAGGGGAAUGCCCCUACAAGUGCUCAGAAUGUGGGAAGAGCUUCAGCCUGAGCUCCAGUUGGAUCCCUCACAAGAGGAUCCACACCAGGGAGAAGCCCUUUGGGUGUCCUGAGUGUGGGAAGAAGUUUCAGAGCAGAUCCAGUCUGCUCAAGCAUCAGCAGAUUCACACAGAGGAGAGGCCCUUCUGCUGCCCCUGUGGGAAGGGCUUUAAGGAAAACUCCACCCUCGUCACCCACCAGUGCAUCCACACCAGGGAGAGGCCCUGGUGUGUGAAGUGUGUCCCCAGUGUGGGAAGAGCUUCUCCGAGAACCCUCCUGUGA
Molecule: messenger RNA, 762 nt
Organism: Catharus ustulatus (Swainson's thrush)
Lineage: Eukaryota; Metazoa; Chordata; Aves; Passeriformes; Turdidae
Product: zinc finger protein 239-like
Exons: 1
Coding region: 1-762 (253 amino acids)
Source: RefSeq, a predicted model, not a curated record